AUAGUUUUCUUUUCAACAUUUAAUUCAACUUUCCUUUUCUUACUUUCGUCCAUAUCACUACUGCACUCAAUAUCUUGUAUCGGGUAAUCAAUCAUUAAAUCAGGAUCAAUCUCUAUUCUAUCAUCAGGAAUAUAAUCCGGAUCAGCAUCACUGUCAUCAAUAUCUUCAUCAAAUUCAACAUUAUCACCACUUUCACUUUCAUCAGAUUCCAAAAGCAUUGCUUGAAUUUCUUCAUUCGCUAAAUAUUUGCGGCGUUUCGCCAUUUUUUCAACACAGUAUGAAAUAAGAUUUGAAACACAUUUAUAUAUGCCGCUCACAAAUUUAAAAAUAACAGGCACUAUCACUAGGACUACGUUAAAAUUACAUAUUUAAAAAGUCGUGUAUUACUAGUGACACGAAAAAUUUACGUGUUCAAAACUUCAGGUAUUACUAGCGACACGUAAAAUUCACGUCUGAGCUCUAGCUCAUGUAACGAGACAAAUGAACCGCAGACGAAAAAAUCAAACCACGUGGCAUGCAGCCAACUACAUGACCCCUCGAAGCACUUAAGGUCAAACAAGUGUAUAAGGUGAAAAGGAAAGGGCAGAAAGGAACCAAUAAAGGAUGACAGCACGUAAAAUUUACGUACACUAGUGUUCUAGGGUUAAAGGACAUUGUUGAUUUGAUCAAACCCUUUUCCUCUCGGGAUAAUUACAGCAUUGAAACUUUUAUUUCAGACAUUGAUGACAUUUUUAAUCUCUAUGAAAUCACGAAUCCUGUACACCAAGUACUUUUUGUGAAAAAAUGUCUUACAGGUCCAGCUUUAACAUUAAUUAGAUCAAUUCGUGGAAUUACUAAUUGGGAACAACUAAAACACCAUUUAUUAGAUGAAUUUUCGAAUAAAAUUAAUAGCCUUCAAUUACAUAAAAUAAUGGAAUCUCGUUACAUGAAACCAUCUGAAACCUUACAAGAAUAUUUUUUAGCUAUGAGAGACCUCGCACACAAAGGUUCUAUGGAUGAUUCUUCUUUGAUUGAUUAUAUUAUCAACGGUAUUCCUGAUUCAUCAAACAACAAAAUAAUUUUAUACGGUUGUAAAUCCAUUCCUGAAUUUAAAGAAAAACUAAAGAUUUAUGAAAAACUCUUUAACAAUUCAAAACAUUUGAAGUAAAAUACUCCAAAGAAAUUUACAAAUUCCUUUCCCAAUGUUAAAAUUGAUGCUAAACGUACAUCAGACACUCAACCAGUAUGUUCUUCUUGUGGUUUAAAAGAUCACAAAAGCAGUACUUGUCCUAAUAAAUCUAAUGGCAAAUUCUGUUAUGGCUGCCAAAAUUAUGGCCACGUUCAUUCCAACUGUCCCAAACGUUCUGGUUGUUCGACCACGGAAUCUGCUCCUAAUUGUUCUACAUCUGAUAGUACUGUAAAUGCACUUUCCACUCAAAAUUUUUCUAAACAUCCGAUGCAUGUUGAUAUUCAACUUAAAGGAACUCAGUUAACUGCUCUCUAUGACACUGGUUCACAAGCAACACUUAUUACGGAGAAAACAUACCGCAAAAUUGGUUCUCCACCAUUACAUCCUUCCAGAAUUACAUUCUCAGGACUUGGCUGAGACACAGUUCACAUUAUUUUACCUGCUAAAAUCCAUGUAGUAAAAGAGUAUAUAAUUCCUCUUGAUGCCAUUAUCGGAAUAGACUUUUUGCAACAAACUCGAUUUACAUUUGAUAAAGAUGGUAUUCAUUUAUGCAGCAAUAAUAAUGAUCCAAUUUUUGUUAAUGUUGCUAAUGUAACUCAUGAUCACACAUUUCCACCUGAUCUUUCACACAUCUCAAAAUCGGAAAUUUUCCAAGAAGUUCAACAUAUCAUUACUCCUCACAACCCACACGAAGUUAACUGCUAUGGAAGAUUUUCAGAAAAUAACAGAAAAUGAAAUUCAGUUACAGUUAAGGAAAAUGAUAAUGAUGCUGCACAUGACAAUUUAGAAUUGGAUUUAGAUAAUGAAAAUUUGCAUUUGGAUGAUCACGAUGACAAAGAUGAUGCUGAUACCAAUCAUGGAGCUCAUGACGAUGAUAUUGAUGAAGACAGUGAUGACGCAGACGACGACAUGGAUCAAGAUCAUGAUAUUGAUGAUGACGACAAUCAUAACGCUAAUGGUGCUGAUGAUGGCACUCAUGGAGCUAAUGAAGAUGAUGUUAAUCAUGUUGAUCAAGAUGACGUUGCUGUUGUUGAUGAAGAUCAUGUCAAUAUAGAUGAUGAUGACAGUCAUGAAGCUAAUGAUGAUGAUGAUGUCGAUAAUGAUCCAACCAUGCAGAAUACUGAAGAAACUGCGAAAAAUCAGCUGAAUCAAUUUGAACAAGCAUGUGCUGAUCAAGCAAACGAGAAAAUACCUUCUAAAAGUGCAGAAAUUCCCAAAGAACAGAAAAAUAAUCUAAGGAAACAAUUUGUCUCUGACAUUCCAGUUGAAGCUUUUGAGGCAAAAAAGAAUGCUGAAAUAUUUAGAAGAAAAAUUACUAUUUCAUACACUUUAUCCGCUUCACACCCAAAGAUAGGCAAGAAGAGAGCCUGGAAGUAUAAACGAAAAAUAUUUAAACAAACUUCAAAGACAAUGAAAUUGCAGACACAGCAUGAGGAUGAAAAGGCUGCAUUAUACAUUGAAGCUCAACGGAACUUCCUCCGUUUACAGCAAGCACAUAUACGACAGUAUAAGAAACGUCGCAAACCUGCCUGCAAAUACAAACUUGGACAACAAAUGCCAAUCCAGCCUGAACUGAAACUUCCACUUCAACUGAAUCUUGGACUUAAACUUCAUCCCAAAUUCUUCGGUCCUUAUGAGACAGUACAUCCCUCUGAUUGUUACGAAGUACGAAAGAUACGCCAUGAACACACCAUUAUGAUGUCCACCUGUGCUGAUAAGACGAACUGGUGGUGCACAAAACUAACAUUCGCCACCUGGACAUUGAUUUUUUUUCCACUUUCUCUGCUUUUUGUUUUUUCCUUUCUUUUCAGAUCAACCCCCAGGCGAGGACGCCCGGCAAGGCAGAAUGGCCGUGUGGUAAUGCGCUCCUACAACUCAACCUUCCUCCUUCCUAAAUCUGGCAACAGCGACAGCAGCGAGAUACUUCUUCAAGCUGUGUGAGGAAAUGGACAGACUUGCAUUCCAAUGAUGAUAUAACAUGGCGUUGGAUGGAGCUGAACUAUGCCGCUCGAAAACAUUGAUUGAUGAUGUGAUUCUGUUUCAUGAUGAACUUUUUAUCUUACUUCCUUUCACACUACAUAAGAUUCAUUCUUUUAGUUUGGCUGAACUGACAUAUUUCAAACCACACUGCCAAGAUACACUAUAAAUUCCCCAAGAAAUGGAAUCUUUAAGAAUUGAACCAUGGAUUUUUUUGAUAGCUGAGAAAACAACCUGUGGAGAAUCUAUGCAAUUUUGUAACUGACAGAAGAAUGAAAUGGAAAAACAACAAGGUAAUUACUACUAUGUCUAAUAUUGGAAUGUCUAGUUUGAAUAGCAAAAUGAAAAUUUUUAUAAAUUUUAUAAAGUCUUUAUAAAUGGCCAUGGGAGAAAAUCCGUGUCAUUGGCAAAAUGAUUUCAAAUAUUUCAGUUCAUCAGAAAGAAAAGAUUCUGAGGAUCAAACUUUGAAACAGCAAAAUAUAUAACAGUUAAAAGAAGCCAUUUUUUGCUUAGUCGGGUAACAGUAGUACUACAUACCUAAACAAGAAAGCCAUGAUUUACAAUACUAUAUGAAGGAGCUACAAAAAUCUUCAGGUACAAGCAGGAUUUUCUGACAAUAUGAAUGUAAUUAGCGUUUGAUUUCAUUAACCAGUGAGUUUAGCAAGCAGCAGAUACUGUAAUUUAUGAAUUUUCAAAUAUCAAAAAUGCAUUAAUAAUAUUUACAUGUAUCGAUUUUUACAGAGGGUAUAAUCCAAUAGUCACACAAAAUCUUCACUCACAAGGACAAGAAAUAGUUUCCAUUCUUAGAUGAUGCCACUAAUAUAACAAGCUGGCUAUGUACGAAUACUAAAACCUACUGCUAUUUUCUAGAACGUGAAUUCUGCUCCAAGGAUUAUUUCACAAAAAAAAAAAAAAAAGUCGAAGUGUGCACUCAGUGCUUCUAAGCAAUUGUAUAAUCUAUAUAGUAUGUAUGUUAGCUAAAAAGGAACAUCAAAAAUCAAUACUGCGAAGUGAACACUGACAGACAGUAUAAUCAACGUGCAUAAGAAGCCACAUGAUGAUAUUCAAUGAAAUUUGAUAUGAACAGUAUCUGAUGGAUAUAACUAUUUUAAAUGUUGUAAAAUGUCUGUGAGAAACUGAUAGCAUGCAAAAUUGUCCUUAAUCAGGAAACUUAAGAGCUAGAUAUAAUAGACAGGUCAAAGUUCUUCAGUAUGCUCUUGCUAAUUGCUAGCCUAGUAUCAAAAUGAAGCAAUUGGAAAACUAAAAUUCAGUGCGUGCCAAAUUGUACAUAAAUAUCAGUCAUGUUCGUUUCACUCAAGAACUGUUCAAGAAUUUAUGCUUGGAGACAAAGCCUGAGGAUUUGAUUAUAAGAAUUUUAUUUUAAAGAAGUUAUUUGAAGAAGUGACAAUUCAUCCUUUACGACAUAAAUUCUUUGGAUGGAUGAAUGACAGUUUUCUAACACUGGCAUAAUAAACUUGCAUAAUAGUCACUUAUGGACUUCUACAAUCAACACUUUAUAAAUAACAACAAAAGGGGACACAGGACCUUUUUGCUCGUCGCAACGAUCAUAAAAAUACUCACUCGAAACACAAAAACUCGUAUGAUUAAAAGGUUAUACAUUUUUUUACUUUACACUUUACAUAGAUAUGCCUUAUUAUACUGUGUGUGAAAUGAAAAUUGUAAAUAAAUAAAUAACUUGUAAAUUAAAAAUUUAAAAAUGUACAUAAGAGA
Messenger RNA from Stegodyphus dumicola, 4876 nucleotides. RefSeq lists its product as uncharacterized. The record is from RefSeq and is a predicted model, not a curated record. Lineage: Eukaryota; Metazoa; Arthropoda; Arachnida; Araneae; Eresidae.